This is a messenger RNA of Salvelinus namaycush (lake trout), 1665 nucleotides long. Its product is annotated as gap junction Cx32.7 protein-like. Gene Ontology annotation, biological process: cell communication. The transcript has 2 exons. Bases 1 to 1404 code for a protein of 467 amino acids. Gene Ontology annotation, cellular component: connexin complex. Lineage: Eukaryota; Metazoa; Chordata; Actinopteri; Salmoniformes; Salmonidae. The record is from RefSeq and is a predicted model, not a curated record.
AUGGGGGAUUGGAACUUGUUGGGGAGUAUCUUAGAAGAGGUACAUAUUCAUUCAACCAUUGUGGGAAAAAUCUGGCUAACCAUCCUUUUCAUAUUCCGGAUGCUCGUACUUGGCGUGGCAGCAGAGGAUGUUUGGGACGAUGAGCAGAGUGAGUUUGUGUGCAACACGGACCAGCCUGGGUGUAAGAAUGUGUGCUACGACGAUGCAUUCCCCAUUUCUCUUAUCCGAUACUGGGUGUUACAAAUCAUUUUCGUGUCCUCUCCCUCUCUGGUGUACAUGGGACAUGCACUGUACCGUUUAAGAGCCCUUGAAAAAGAGAGACACAAAAAAAAAGCUUUCCUGAAAGCAGAGCUAGAGGGCGCUGAGCCCAUUCAUGAAGACAGACAGAGGAUGAUAGAGAGGGAGCUGAGGAAGCUGGAGGAACAGAAGAGAGUAAGGAAAGCUCCACUCAGGGGCUCCUUGCUUCGCACAUAUGUUUUCCAUAUCUUGACGAGGUCGGUGGUGGAGGUUGGCUUCAUAGUCGGACAAUAUGUACUCUAUGGCAUUGGGCUGGAUCCUUUGUACAAAUGUGAGAGAUUGCCUUGCCCGAACAGUGUGGAUUGCUUUGUGUCCAGACCAACUGAGAAGAACAUUUUCAUGAUCUUCAUGCUCGUCAUCGCUGGGGUUUCUUUGUUCUUAAAUCUCCUCGAGAUAUUCCACCUGGGAGUGAAGAAAGUCAAACAAAGUCUGUAUGGAAAUAAAGGUGCAGAUGAUGACAGCAUAGUAUACAGGUCCAAGAAAAACUCCAUGGUCCAGCAGGUGUGUGUCCUUACAAACUCAUCUCCCCAAAAGAUGAUGCAGUUCACUCAGACAGCUUGCACAAUGGAUGCUGUCCCUUUGUACAUGCCUUCAGUAGCUCCUCACAACGAUGGUGGUGGCACCAACGGUUCAGAGCAGUACCCUAGACAGCUGGGGGCCGUGGAGCGCUGCUACACCCUGGACCAGAGGGACCACUCAUGCAGCAGUGAUGACUCCAACGGGCCUAAAGGCUCAGGCCAAACUAGGCACGACGGAGCACAGCCACCGCCUUCACUCAUGGCCAGCCAUAUGGAGAUACCAGCAGCCCUGCAGAACCAGCUGCGCAAACAGAGCCGGGUCAGCGCUCUGCAGGACUACAGUGACAUGAGUGAUUCACCUGACAGUGACCACUAUCCCACGGCGAGGAAGGCUAGUUUCAUGUCCCGGGGACUCUCUCAGACCAACCUGGCCAGUCCUCCUGAUAGCCCUAACUCCGGGAGUGGGGCGGACACAGAGGCCAAGCGUAUCGCCCAAGGAGAGAGCCCACCUAUGACCCCGCCUCCAGCCAGUGGACGAAGAAUGUCAAUGAGCAUGAUUCUGGAACUGUCUUCAAUCAUGAAAAAGUGAGAACUGGCUGAGGGACCAGAAGGAUCUGGGUGGGGACCCUGAUCGCAAAGCGACACUUCCUUCUAAUUGCCUAAUUGUAUUCAUAAUAACAUAUGUAUAGAGCUCGCAAGUUUGUAAUCCUAAAAACUGGAAAAUUAGUUACCACUGUUUCGUUCAGCCAUUCCUAUGGGGGAAAUGAAUAGGGAAAGAAUGGGGCUUUAGGAUGAACACCGAAAAUAAGGUCUUCGUAGCUCUUCUACGUUUUUGUUCUAUGAGAUAAUA